GAACGUGGCAGACGCCGUGCACUCGUGAGACGGGUCCCACAAAUGCACAAGGCUCGGAACUUAUCAUAUCACACUCUGAUACCACCAAAAUCUGAAGAUCAAAUCUUUAAAAUUCUCUCUCAUAUCAUAAAAUCUUCAAAUACAAGAUCAUGAUUCAUAUCUAAAAUUUAUAUCCAAUUACAAUAUGGCUAGCCUUCUAACUCGUCACUUCCCGUGGUUUCCCCGUCCUCGAUUUCACUUCCUGAAAUGGUGGACAAGGAAAACUAUGAGAUAAACUCAGUAAGUAAAUAUGGAGUGCCCUUAAUUAAACUCAUAGCAUGCCAACAAGUGUAAUCAGAAAACGGAUACAAGUACGGGAACAAAAUAGACGUCUCCUCUAUAGGUCACGGCCAGCGUUUAUAAACCUCCCACUGGCGGGCACACGAUUUGCUGGUGUAUAACCCCCACUAGCAGGGUUGAACGAACCGGCUCUUUCACUAACAUGUCGACAUGUGCUAGCGUUUAUAAACCUCCCACUAGCGGGCACACGAAUAACAUGACCAUAUCGGAGACAAAACAGGCAGAAGUUAACAGGAAAAUCACAAUUCACAAUCACUUUCAGAUCAUCAGGACAGUUCACAAUCCACUUUCAAGUAGGCAUGCUCAAUUUCAUGAAAAGCACAAAACAUUUCACUUCAAAUCAGUCACACUUAUGUAAAACGGGUUUAGUCCCGUCACCACUUCAAAAACAAAUCAAAACAUGCUUUUAAAACAGUACGGGCAUUACCAUAAAUUUACUUACCUCACUCGCAUAAAACCGAGCACUCGAUCUCAGUGCUAACUGACAGAACGAUCGAGAACCUAAUCAAAAUAUCCACGAAUU
This is a messenger RNA of Rubroshorea leprosula, 862 nucleotides long. Lineage: Eukaryota; Viridiplantae; Streptophyta; Magnoliopsida; Malvales; Dipterocarpaceae. The record is from the annotation of a GenBank genome assembly.